This is a messenger RNA of Acaromyces ingoldii, 1483 nucleotides long. Its product is annotated as Nicotianamine synthase. Gene Ontology annotation, biological process: nicotianamine biosynthetic process. The record is from RefSeq and is a predicted model, not a curated record. Lineage: Eukaryota; Fungi; Basidiomycota; Exobasidiomycetes; Exobasidiales; Cryptobasidiaceae. Bases 369 to 1376 code for a protein of 335 amino acids. Gene Ontology annotation, molecular function: nicotianamine synthase activity. The transcript is spliced from 6 exons.
GCUGGGAGCGAGCAUUAGACUGAGCCCCGCCCCUCGAAGUGUGUGCUUCACCGGUUGCGAAUGAAAGGCGCACUCGACCGCGGCGCGCGGUCCGAGGGCUGCACUGUUAUUGCGCGACUCUCUCGUCUUAUGGGGCAGAGGGUCUCUCCCACAGAGAGAGGCGGCCAAUACUGGCAAAAAGGGCUAUAAAGGCGGGUCUUCUGCCUCAUCCACCACCACUCUCCCGCCCCCUUCCUCCUCAACAGCAGCUCCUCGCUGCUCACGAAUGCGUGCGAGCCGAUUCGACAACCAGCAAGGUCCUCGCACCGAUAGCGUCCAGUUUGCAAAGUGACAUAGCGCAACCGUCGCGCCGCGCUCGCGUCUGAGACAUGGCCGUGCGCACCAGUGGCCUCUAUUCGCCGGCCACCGUGGUCGUCGCCGAAGAAGACAGCCUCGUGUGCGCUCAGGAGGGCCUUUCCAAAGAAGCCAGCAGUGCUACGCUGGGCAGCUCGUCAAUUGGUGUCGUCCACUUUUGCGCCAGGUCGACAGUGCUUGACCUGCACAGGGAGCUGCAGGGCCUCGAGAGCCUGGCACCGUGCGAGGCGACGGACAGCUUCUUCUGCAGGCUCGUCGACUUUGUCAUCAGCCCGAUUCACGGCGACAUCUCUCCGCAGGACCUUUUCAGGGCGCUGGAGAGCGACGAGAGGAUUGCAGCGAUCAAGCACCACUUUGUCCGGGCCUGCUCCCUGGGCGAGGGAGAGCUCGAGUCGCAUUGGGCACGCCGCAUCAUAGAUGGCAAGACCAGCAUAGAUCAGUUUCCCUACUACCAGAACUACAUCGACCUGACGCGGCUCGAGUACCACCUGCUUGUGGGCCAGGGCGCGGACCCCAGGCACAUUCUGUUUCUUGGCUCAGGUGCCCUGCCCCUGAGUGGGUUGAUGUGGGUGAAGAACCACCUCUGCCCGCGCUGGACCAUGGCCUCCGACUGGUCCGUCACCAACGUCGAUGUCCUGCCCUCUGCCAGCUUCUCGGCUGCGGCUGUGUCUCGCAUCGCGCUUCAGGACACCGAUCCGAGCCUGCAGCGCUUUCACUUUGUGACGACCGAUGCGCACCACCUUGACGCUGGGCUGGUGUACAGCCACGACGUCAUCUACCUCGCCGCGCUGGUGGGCUGCGACAUGAAGACCAAGGCCAGUGUCCUCCGGUCUGUCAUUGCCAAGAUGAAACCGGGUGCUCGCCUGAUGAUCCGAUCCGCCGAUGGCAUGCGCCAGCUUCUGUAUCCUGCCGUCGACGAGGCAGCCCUGCUCUGCGCUGCCGAGGGCAAGCUGGUCCUCGAGGCGACGUGCCAUCCCCGCAACCACGUCGUCAACAGCGUCGUCGUCGCCCGCCGAGUCUAAAAGGGCAGGCAAUUCUAACCUUAUCUUGUGAUUUACCUUCUUCCUAUCCGCCGUAUGCAAGGAAAGCGACUAGCUCGUCCAUUCUUCUCCGGCGAAAUUUACGUGCG